Radiomyces spectabilis is the source of this 996-nucleotide messenger RNA. Its product is annotated as quinon protein alcohol dehydrogenase-like superfamily. Gene Ontology annotation, cellular component: TORC2 complex; TORC1 complex. The transcript has 7 exons. Gene Ontology annotation, molecular function: protein binding. The coding region runs from base 1 to 996 and encodes 331 amino acids. Lineage: Eukaryota; Fungi; Mucoromycota; Mucoromycetes; Mucorales; Radiomycetaceae. The record is from RefSeq and is a predicted model, not a curated record. Gene Ontology annotation, biological process: TOR signaling; regulation of actin cytoskeleton organization.
AUGGCUGAAGCUCAACAAGACCAACAAUAUGCCCAAAUGCAACAAUACCAGCAAUUCUUACAAAACGAUUCCCAUUCAGUCCUUCUUGUAACGGCUGGAUACGAUAAUACCGUACGGUUUUGGGAAGCACUGAGCGGCAUAUGUUCGCGCACCAUUCAACAUGCAGACUCGCAAGUCAAUCGCUUGUGUAUCUCCCCCGAUAAGACCAUUCUUGCUGCUGCAGGCAACCAUUCAGUGAGACUCUACGAUAUCAACAGCUCCAACGGCAACCCCUUUGUUGUGUUUGGUGAUCACACGGGCAACGUCACAGCGACAGGUUUCCAUGAUGAAGGACGGUGGAUGUUUACCGCCAGCGAAGACGGGCAUUUGAAAAUAUGGGAUACUAGAUCUGGACGUACGCCUGUAUUGACGCGGGAUUUUGAUAAUGGAGCACCGAUCAACGAUGCAGUCAUGCAUGCCAAUCAGGGCGAAUUGAUUACAUGCGAUCAGAACGGCAGUGUAAAAAUCUGGGAUCUUACCGCCCAUGCUUGUACGCAUGAAUUGGUUCCUGAAGAAGGAGUAGCGAUGCGAUCGGUGAGCGUAGCAUCGGAUGGAUCCAUUCUCGUGGCAGCCAAUAACAAGGGUAACUGUUAUGUAUGGAAAAUGUCGAAUAAUGCCGAAUUAUCAGACAUUGAGCCGUUGCAUAAAUGGUCGGCGCAUGAAGAUUACAUCCUACGAUGCGUACUGAGUCCCGAUACAAAGCAAGUAUCAUGGUUUCCAUUGAAAAUAUGGAAUAUGGAGAAUCACUAUAAAUUGGAAAUGACACUGACAGGGCAUCAACGAUGGGUGUGGGAUUGUGCUUUUUCCGCCGAUUCAGCGUAUUUAGUGACAGCAUCGUCAGAUCAUGUUGCCAGGCUUUGGGAAUUAUCGCAGGGCGAAACCAUUCGACAAUACAAUGGACAUAACAAGGCGGCGGUUUGUGUUGCUCUCAACGAUCUUUCAGUUGGCUAUUCAUAG